Dendrobium catenatum is the source of this 2312-nucleotide messenger RNA. Its product is annotated as polyadenylate-binding protein 3. The record is from RefSeq and is a predicted model, not a curated record. Lineage: Eukaryota; Viridiplantae; Streptophyta; Magnoliopsida; Asparagales; Orchidaceae. The transcript is spliced from 7 exons. Gene Ontology annotation, molecular function: RNA binding. Gene Ontology annotation, cellular component: ribonucleoprotein complex. Bases 156 to 2102 code for a protein of 648 amino acids.
CUCUCUCUCGCCGAGGACCGCGCGAAAGGGGAAAAACAAUUUUUUUUUAUUAUUUAAAAUCUCAGAACGUUUUUUUGAUCAGCAGGGAGUAGGGAGAGCUUAUAAACCCUAACCCGACUUAACAAUUUGGUCGUCGCCUGCUUCUUUCGGCGGCAAUGGCGACCACUAACGUGCUUGCUCCGCAGUCUCCUUCCUACAUCUCGACCCCACAGCCCUCACCGGGACCACUUCAGGCCGCGGCGUUCAGCAAUGCUUCUCUUUACGUCGGCGAUCUCGACAAAUCUGUUACGGAGGAGCAGCUCUUCGAACUCUUCAACCAGGUUUCCCCCGUCGUCUCAGUGAGGGUUUGCAGGGAUAUGAUCAAGCGGGUGUCGCUUGGUUACGGUUACGUCAAUUAUCGCACACCGCAGGAAGCUAGCCGUGCCAUGGAAGCUUUGAAUUUUACUCUAUUAAGUGGAAAAGCUAUAAGGGUUAUGCUCUCGCAACGCAAUCCUAGCGUUAGGAAAAGUGGAUAUGCUAAUAUAUUCAUAAAGAAUCUUGAAACAACAGUUGAUAACAAGUCUUUGCAUGAUGUUUUUGUGUCCUUUGGUCCUGUUCUUUCAUGCAAGGUAGCUGUAGAUAGCAAUGGCCAGUCGAAAGGGUAUGGCUUUGUACAGUUUGAGAAUGAGGAUUCAGCUCAACAAGCUAUCAUAAAGCUUAAUGGUAUGCUUAUCAAUGAAAGAAAAGUGUAUGUUGGCCUCUUUAUACGUCGACAGGACAGAGAUAGAGAAAAAGGAUCUCCUAAAUUUACUAAUGUAUAUGUAAAGAACUUUCCUGAAACAUUUAAUGAAGAGGACUUGAGAAAGGAAUUUAGUGAGUUUGGUGAUACAGAUAGUGUUAUAAUUAUGAGAGAUGCUGAUGGAGUUUCAAGAGGUUUUGGUUUUGUUAAUUUCACGCAACCAGAUGCUGCUGCUGCUUCAGUUGAAAACCUAAAUGGAAAAACUAUAAAUGAUAAGGUUUUAUAUGUUGGGAGGGCCCAGAAAAAGGUUGAUAGAGAGGCUGAGUUGAAAGCGAAUUUUGAACAGGAGAGAAAUGGACGAUUGGAGAAGCUUAAGGGUGCUAAUUUAUAUCUGAAGAAUCUUGAUGACACAGUGAACGACAAAAUACUUCAUGAGCUUUUUGCUCCGUUUGGCAAAAUUAUCUCCAGCAAAGUCAUGCUUGAUUCACUUGGGCAAAGCAAGGGUACUGGUUUUGUGCAGUUCUCCUCGACUGAGGAAGCUAAUAAGGCUGUAAAUGAGAUGAAUGGGAAGAUGAUUGGGAGGAAGCCAUUAUACGUUGCAGUAGCUCAGCGGAAAGAAGAAAGAAGGGCUAAACUGCAGGCUCAUUUUGCUCAGCUUAAUGCUCCAGGGGCGAUGAAUCCUCCAAUGCCUGCUUUGCCUGGUUUUCACCCUGGUCCACCUAGGCUUCUUCCGCAGCAACUUUACUUUGGCCAGGGAGGGGCUGGACUGGUGACGCCACAACCUGCUGGCUUUGGCUUUCAGCAGCAAAUUAUUCCUGGAAUGCGCCCAGGUGUUGCCACAAAUUUCAUGAUGCCUUAUCAUCUUCAAAGACAUGGACAACCUGGGCAGCGGAUGGGUUUUAGGAGAAGUGGAAUUUCACAGCAGAUGCAGCAGCAGUUCAACCAUAGGAAUGCUAAUCAAGGCUUCAGAUACAUGCAAAACACUCGUAAUGGUGUUGAUCCAUUGGUGCCUCAGGGCCUCAUGGCUCCAGUGAUGCCUUUGUUAAUUGAAGCAAACAACGUCUACACUCCUCCCGCCGAUGCAGUUCGAAGCCCGAUUCCAAUAUCGGCGCUUGCAUCUGCUUUAGCUUCCGCAUCGCCCGAUCAACAGCGAGUUAUGCUAGGCGAGCAAUUAUACCCUCUUGUCGAACAAAUCGAACUGGAUCAUGCAGGGAAGGUGACUGGGAUGCUACUGGAGAUGGAUCAAACAGAGGUUCUUCAUCUUAUAGAAUCGCCCGAUGCGCUAAGGAAGAAGGUUGGAGAAGCCAUGGAAGUUCUUCGAUUAGCAAAUGCAACUGGUUCAGAUGCUGUGGAUCAGCUUGGUUCAAUUGGACUUAAUGACUGAAUGCAUUGAUGUGAUUAGUUUGAUUUUGACCAUUUAUUAGGUUUUUUGAGAUUAAGUGAUUGGCACCAAUUUUUGUAGUGUGUUUGGUUAGAAAUGCUGAGUAAGAAGAAUUUAUUACACGGAUGGAUUUAGGUUUUUUUUUUAAUAAAAUUUUUAAUGGUGUGUUGAAUGUAUGGAUCAUUAGGUUUCAAUGAUUAAUUAAGUUUGCUA